GUGUAAUAUCAACGAUAAUUAUUUUCGCAUGAUAAGAAAAUUAUAUGCAGUUUAUAGAUUCGUCAUACUUGCCGAAUUGUGCAAUAAAAAGAAAAGGGCAGAAAGAUAAGAAUAUUUCGAAAAGUAUAAGCCUGUAAAAUAAAGGGUAACAUAAUAAUUAUAGAUAUUACAUGACUUCGCAAAAUAUUUUUUACUUGUAGGAGUAAGAGAGGGAAAUAUGAAUUAAGCAUAUUUAAGAUUAUUCAUAGUAAUUGCUAUCGUAAUCGAUAUAUAACAAUCGUCCAUAAAAUUUUAAUGUUCGUUCAUUAAGAGCUUUUGACUAUAAAAGAACGAGCUCUAUUUUUUCUUUCAAACGGCGCAAAAUUGCAAGACGAUUAGUAUCUUUAACAUAUAAGUCAAAUAACAUUUUAAAAUGAUGUUGAGGAUUAUUCUAUUUGCUCUGAUAAUAAUUAUACUUAUUAAUGUUUUGUCGAAAUUGUAUAAAUUUUAUGUUUUUCGUAAGACGAUUAAUAAAAUACCUGGUGAUGCAUCGUUCUUUGGUAACAUAAUCAAUUUCAACAGAUUAUCAAAAGACGAAUAUCAUAAAACCUUCUGUCAAUACCCGACUCGAUAUAAAGAAGGUAUUUAUAAAACAUGGAUCGGAUAUGAAGCAGUAGUAUACAUUUACAAGCCCGAAUAUAUAGAGGUCAUCCUCAGAAGUACUACGAAUAUAAAGAAAUCAAGUAUUUAUGAUAGCCUUAAGCCUUGGUUAGGAUAUGGUCUUGUAACAUCGUCUGGUUCUAAGUGGCAUCAAGACAGGAAAUUGAUUACCCCGGCAUUUCAUUUUUCUAUGCUCGAUAAUUUCAUGAUAGUAAUGCUGGAAAAGAGUGAAAUUUUGAUCGAUCGUAUAGAGAAAGAAAUUGAGAAAAAUAUUGGAAAAAAUGCAGUCAAUAUUUAUCCAUUGCUUGCUGAUUUUACGUUGGAUGUCAUAUGCGAAACAGCAAUGGGGGUUAACGUAUACGCGCAGGAUAAUACAAAAACUGGCUACCCCAAUCACAUACACAAAGCGGCGAAUGUUGCAUUGUAUCGUCAGUUACGUCCUUGGAUGAAACUCGAUUCGAUAUUUGCAUUGACAGCAGAAGGGAAACAAUUUUAUUCGUCGGUCAAGGAAAUACAUCGUUUUAAUAGAGAGGUGAUAAAGAUGAAAAAGGAGGCUCGUCGGAAGAAAUGCCAAGAUGACAGUGAAGUUGAUGAAUUAGGUAGAAAAAAAAGGAAAGCCUUCAUAGAUAUCUUAUUAGAUAUCAAUGAAAAUAAUUCUAAUCAGUUGUCGGAAGAGGAUAUGAAUGAACAAGUAGCUACAAUAAUGUUCGCUGGUCAUGAUACUAGUGCUACCGCUAUUUUUUGGACAUUGUUAUGUUUGGCAACAGAACCUGAAAUUCAAGAUAAGGUUUACGAGGAACUGACGGUUGUAUUCGACAAUUUGGACGGUCCAAUUAGCAUGAAUGCAAUUUCCCAAUUUAAAUAUUUGGACAGAGUAUGCAAGGAAACUUUGAGGCUCUAUCCUGUAGUACCUAAAUAUUCACGACAAAUAACAGAGGAAAUAAAGAUAGGUAAAUACAUAAUUCCGAAGAAUACAAUAUUGUCAAUUCAUGCUUAUGGUGUGCAUCACGAUCCCGAAAUUUGGACGGAUCCUGAAAAAUUUGAUCCGGACAGGUUUUUGACCAAUGAAAUGCAAUAUAGGAAUCCUUACUCAUAUUUACCAUUUAGCGGCGGACCAAGGAAUUGUAUUGGACAGAAAUUCGCGAAUAUACAACAUAAAUUGGUUAUAGCUAUAUUGUUGAGAAAAUGGAUGGUCAAAUCUGCGAUUCUAAGAAAAGAUAUCAAAACGUAUCAAUCUGUCGUUUUACGACCACUGGAUGAUGUAUAUUUACAUUUUAUACCGAGGAAAUAAGACCCCAGAGAGAGAGAGAGUGAGAGAGAGGGAGAGAGAGUUAGUUUCUUUUUCUUUCGAUAAAAUUCAUAUUUUUUGUAUUAUCGUUAAUAAAUUACAUUCAACGAAUAACUUUCUGUUCCUACGAAUUACGAAUUUUCCGCUUUGAAGAUGG
Molecule: messenger RNA, 2084 nt
Organism: Vespa velutina
Lineage: Eukaryota; Metazoa; Arthropoda; Insecta; Hymenoptera; Vespidae
Product: cytochrome P450 4C1-like
Exons: 10
Coding region: 413-1930 (505 amino acids)
Molecular function (GO): monooxygenase activity; iron ion binding; heme binding
Source: RefSeq, a predicted model, not a curated record